Ctenopharyngodon idella (grass carp) is the source of this 1757-nucleotide messenger RNA. RefSeq lists its product as uncharacterized. The transcript is spliced from 2 exons. Lineage: Eukaryota; Metazoa; Chordata; Actinopteri; Cypriniformes; Xenocyprididae. The record is from RefSeq and is a predicted model, not a curated record. The coding region runs from base 73 to 1506 and encodes 477 amino acids.
UUUGAGCUUCAACAACAACCAGUGAGGUUCAUUCUCGUGUUAUGCAGCACAUUUGAGCUUCCUUAAGAACCAAUGAGGUUCAUUCUGGUGUUACGCAGCACGUUUGAGCUUCAACAAGAACCAAUGAGGUUCAUUCUGGUGUUACGCAGCACGUUUGAGCUUCCUCAAGAACCAAUGAGGUUCAUUCUCGUGUUACGCAUCACGUUUGAGCUUCAACAAGAACCAAUGAGGUUCAUUCUCGUGUUACGCAGCACGUUUGAGCUUCAGCAAGAACCAAUGAGGUUCAUUCUGGUGUUACGCAGCACGUUUGAGCUUCAGCAAGAACCAAUGAGGUUCAUUCUGGUGUUACGCAGCACGUUUGAGCUUCCUCAAGAACCAAUGAGGUUCAUUCUGGUGUUACGCAGCACAUUUGAGCUUCAGCAAGAACCAAUGAGGUUCAUUCUGGUGUUACGCAGCACGUUUGAGCUUCCUCAAGAACCAAUGAGGUUCAUUCUGGUGUUACGGAGCACGUUUGAGCUUCAACAAGAACCAAUGAGGUUCAUUCUGGUGUUACGCAGAUCGUUUGAGCUUCAGCAAGAACCAAUGAGGUUCAUUCUGGUGUUACGGAGCACGUUUGAGCUUCAACAAGAACCAAUGAGGUUCAUUCUGGUGUUACGCAGCACGUUUGAGCUUCAACAAGAACCAUUGAGGUUCAUUCUUGUGUUACGCAGCAUGUUUGAGCUUCAACAACAACCAGUGAGGUUCAUUCUCGUGUUAUGCAGCACAUUUGAGCUUCCUCAAGAACCAAUGAGGUUCAUUCUCGUGUUACGCAGAACGUUUGAGCUUCAACAAGAACCAAUGAGGUUCAUUCUGGUGUUACGCAGAUCGUUUGAGCUUCAGCAAGAACCAAUGAGGUUCAUUCUGGUGUUACGCAGAUCGUUUGAGCUUCAGCAAGAACCAAUGAGGUUCAUUCUGGUGUUACGCAGCAUGUUUGAGCUUCAACAACAACCAGUGAGGUUCAUUCUCGUGUUAUGCAGCACAUUUGAGCUUCCUCAAGAACCAAUGAGGUUCAUUCUCGUGUUACGCAGAACGUUUGAGCUUCAACAAGAACCAAUGAGGUUCAUUCUGGUGUUACGCAGAUCGUUUGAGCUUCAGCAAGAACCAAUGAGGUUCAUUCUGGUGUUACGCAGCUCGUUUGAGCUUCAGCAAGAACCAAUGAGGUUCAUUCUGGUGUUACGCAGCACGUUUGAGCUUCCUCAAGAACCAAUGAGGUUCAUUCUGGUGUUACGCAGCACGUUUGAGCUUCCUCAAGAACCAAUGAGGUUCAUUCUGGUGUUACGGAGCACGUUUGAGCUUCAACAAGAACCAUUGAGGUUCAUUCUCGUGUUACGCAGCACGUUUGAGCUUCAGCAAGAACCAAUGAGGUUCAUUCUCGUGUUACGCAGCACGUUUGAGAUUCUGUUUAUGUUCGCUGAUCAAUGUUUAUAUGUGAAUAAAAGCCUAAAUUCAAACUUUUUUAUCUUGUAAAGCGAUCGAGUCUCUUCUGAAAGUUUGGACCAAACCACUCGAUUUAUAUCUCUUUAUUAACUUUUUGAAACAACAAAGUGGUAGUUGCGAAGCUAUCAGUGGAGGGACAGAAAUCUCUCAGAUUUCAUUUAAAAUAUCUUAAUUUGUGUUUUGAAGAUGAACGAAAGUCUUAUUGGUUUGAUGACAUUUUUUAUUUUUAGGUGAACUAACCAUUUAACUUGACUGAAAACUUUGUGUGUUGUACAGUGUGC